UCGCAUAUUUGUGAUGCUCUUCUGCUUCGCAUAGCUGCUACGGAAACUACUACGAUUGCUAUUAAUCUUACGUUAGAAAGUCUUCGAGCUUCCCUCGCUUAUUUGUAUUUGAAAACUUACUCUUUAAGAACGCUAUCGCCUAUAAAAACACUUGAAUGCACGAAGCAUCGGCUAGUCGAUUUCCAGCUGUGUUUCAUUACGGACAAAAGUUUGGAGAUUCAGCGAGUUAAAAUUUUCCUUAUUUUAGACGUAUAUUGUUCCUAGUUAAUUGAAGGACCAACGCUUAAAAAAAAGGCUCGUCAACAGAAUCUGUUAUAACGAAUAUGAGGGAGUGCAUUUCAGUUCACAUAGGGCAGGCAGGCGUUCAGAUUGGUAACGCUUGCUGGGAGUUGUACUGCCUGGAGCAUGGUAUUCAGCCUGACGGGCAUAUGCCCUCUGACAAAACAAUUGGUGGAGGAGAUGACUCUUUCAAUACCUUCUUUAGUGAAACUAGUGCCGGCAAGCAUGUGCCACGUGCCGUUUUUGUUGACUUGGAGCCAACUGUUGUUGAUGAAGUGCGUACUGGUACCUAUCGACAGCUGUUCCAUCCUGAGCAGCUAAUUACUGGUAAAGAAGAUGCAGCUAACAACUAUGCUCGUGGUCACUACACAAUUGGCAAGGAAAUUGUGGAUAUAGUACUAGAUCGUAUCCGCAAGCUGGCAGAUCAAUGCACCGGUCUUCAAGGAUUUUUAGUAUUUCAUUCAUUUGGUGGAGGAACUGGCUCUGGAUUUACCUCACUGCUUAUGGAACGUCUAUCAGUUGAUUACGGAAAAAAAUCAAAGCUAGAGUUUUCGAUUUACCCAGCUCCACAAGUUUCAACUGCCGUUGUCGAACCAUAUAAUUCCAUUUUGACUACCCACACCACUCUGGAACAUUCUGAUUGUGCGUUUAUGGUUGACAAUGAAGCCAUAUAUGACAUUUGCCGUCGCAAUUUAGAUAUUGAGCGACCCACCUACCUGAACCUAAAUCGCUUAAUUGGUCAAAUAGUUUCCUCAAUAACAGCAUCGUUGCGCUUCGACGGAGCGCUAAAUGUUGACUUAACUGAGUUUCAGACCAAUUUGGUUCCCUACCCACGCAUUCACUUUCCUCUGGCCACAUAUGCUCCAGUAAUUUCCGUUGAGAAGGCUUAUCAUGAACAAUUAACCGUCGCCGAAAUAACUAAUGCAUGCUUUGAACCCGCAAACCAGAUGGUCAAGUGUGAUCCAAGGCACGGAAAAUACAUGGCAUGCUGUAUGCUCUAUCGCGGUGAUGUGGUGCCCAAAGAUGUCAAUGCAGCAAUUGCCACAAUCAAAACGAAGCGCUCAAUUCAAUUCGUCGACUGGUGUCCGACUGGCUUUAAGGUGGGUAUUAAUUACCAACCGCCCACGGUGGUGCCAGGAGGCGAUUUGGCCAAAGUUCAACGUGCAGUAUGCAUGUUAUCUAAUACUACGGCCAUAGCAGAGGCCUGGGCCCGUUUGGAUCAUAAGUUUGAUCUAAUGUAUGCCAAACGUGCUUUUGUACACUGGUAUGUUGGAGAAGGUAUGGAGGAAGGCGAGUUCUCUGAAGCCCGAGAGGAUUUAGCCGCACUUGAAAAGGAUUAUGAAGAGGUGGGAAUAGAUUCAACCGCCGAUGUCGACGAAGGUGAUGAAUACUAAAGAAUGUAAUAAAAUACAAGCAAAAUACAAAUUGAAAAAUAUUUAAAUCAAAACAUGACCGCCUAUCUUCGGUACGUCGAAGUUUACACACCUUUGCAGAGUCCACCUGCUAAUAUCUUAAUCACACUACACCCAAUUAAAAAUCAAAAAGUUGUUCAUACAAGCAUUAUCCUCCGACCUAUUAUUCCUAUUGGAGCUGAAUAAUAUAAGUAGAUAUUUAUAUAGAUCAAUAUAUAUUUG
This is a messenger RNA of Drosophila grimshawi, 1913 nucleotides long. RefSeq names its product tubulin alpha-2 chain (gene alphaTub85E). The record is from RefSeq and is a predicted model, not a curated record. Gene Ontology annotation, biological process: mitotic cell cycle; microtubule cytoskeleton organization. NCBI's taxonomy places the organism in Eukaryota, Metazoa, Arthropoda, Insecta, Diptera, Drosophilidae. Gene Ontology annotation, molecular function: GTP binding; structural constituent of cytoskeleton. Bases 324 to 1673 code for a protein of 449 amino acids. Gene Ontology annotation, cellular component: cytoplasm; microtubule. The transcript has 4 exons.